This is a messenger RNA of Acyrthosiphon pisum (pea aphid), 676 nucleotides long. RefSeq names its product kelch-like protein 2. Gene Ontology annotation, molecular function: protein binding. The transcript is spliced from 4 exons. NCBI's taxonomy places the organism in Eukaryota, Metazoa, Arthropoda, Insecta, Hemiptera, Aphididae. The record is from RefSeq and is a predicted model, not a curated record. Bases 1 to 339 code for a protein of 112 amino acids.
AUGUCUACUAGACGAGUUGGUCAUGGUCUUGGAGUACUGAAUAAUCUUUUUUAUGCGGUAGGAGGUUUUGAUUCACAUCAAACAUUAUACUCCGUCGAAUGUUAUCAUCCCAGUCUUAAUAGAUGGAGACGAGUUGCAGACAUGCGUGUACGUCGAAGUGGAGUGGGUGUUGGAGUUUUAGAUGAUGCACUGUAUGCUGUAAGUGGUUGGGAUGGACAUCAGGUUUGGAGUAGUGUCGAAGCAUACAGUCCAAGCACUGGAGUUUGGUCUACUAUUCCGGACAUGCAUUUGAGUCGACAUGAUCCAGGUGUUGCUGUACUAGGAGAUUUUGGUGGUUAGGAUGGAGUACUAAAAGUUCUCAAGAGCGUUGAAGCAUACAGCCCAAGUACAGGAGUUUGGUCUACUAUUCCGGACAUGCAUUUGAGUCGACGUGGUGCAGGAGUAGCUGUAUUGGAUGGUUUAUUGUACGUGGUGGGUAGUAACGACAGAACUUCUGUUCUGGAUACCGUAGAAUGUUACAAUACUAACACUAAUAAAUGGACCACGAUAACUGCGUCAAUGAAUGUUGAAAGGAGAUGUGCAGAAGUUGUUUCCAUUGAUAUGGCACGAUAUUUUAAAACUUGUUAGCAUACAUGACAUUUUUUUUUUUGAUUCAAUAUAUUACUACUUUCUUAUA